Messenger RNA from Glycine soja, 1062 nucleotides. RefSeq names its product protein NRT1/ PTR FAMILY 2.13-like. The transcript is spliced from 3 exons. NCBI's taxonomy places the organism in Eukaryota, Viridiplantae, Streptophyta, Magnoliopsida, Fabales, Fabaceae. Gene Ontology annotation, biological process: transmembrane transport. The coding region runs from base 1 to 1062 and encodes 353 amino acids. The record is from RefSeq and is a predicted model, not a curated record. Gene Ontology annotation, cellular component: plasma membrane. Gene Ontology annotation, molecular function: transmembrane transporter activity.
AUGGCUAUAGGCACAGGUGGAAUCAAACCAUGCACUAUUCUCUUUGCCAUUGACCAAUUUGACACAACUUCCCCUGAAGGAAAGAAAGGUGUAAGCAGCUUCUUUAGUUGGUACUGCGCUACACAAACGUUGUUCCAAUUGACCAGUUUGACAAUAAUAGUUUACAUCCAAAACAAAAACUGGGUAUUGGGGUUUGGCACACUAGGUGUGCUCAUGGUAUGUGCAGUUAUCCUUUUUUUUCCUGGAACAAAAGUUUAUGCUUACAUUCCACCAGAGGGAACCAUAUUUUCUGGUAUUGCACCAGUGUUUGUUGCAGCUUGUAAGAAACAUCGCCUCCAGAAUCCAUCAAAUGAAGAGAAUGCUUACUAUGAUCCCCUGUUGGAAGAUGAUGAAACGGUACUGAAGAUGCCUUUAACCAAACAACUUAGUUGUUUGAACAAAGCCGCUCUGAUACAAGACAAUGAACUUGAUGCACAAGGUCGAGUCACAAAUUCAUGGAGGAUUUGCAGCAUUCAGCAAGUUGAAGAAGUCAAAUGCUUGAUUAAAAUUAUGCCAAUUUGGGCUUCUGGGAUCCUCUGUUUCAUACCAAUCGCACAACAAAACAUCUUUCCUGUAUCCCAGGCCACGAAAUUGAACCGCCACUUAGGACCCCACUUUGAAAUUCCUUCUGCAUCAUGCAGUGUAGUGUCCUUGAUCACCAUUGGUAUAUGGCUCCCAUUCUAUGAACUCUUUGUGCAACCAGCUCUAGCAAAAAUCACCAAACAAAAAGAAGGACUUACAAGCCUUCAAAAGAUCAUACUUGGUAACAUGUUCUCAAAUCUCGCAAUGGUAACUGCUGGGUUGGUGGAAGGACAUAGAAGGGGUGUGGCUAUCUCACUUGGUGCACCAAUGUUUGCCACAUGGCUAGCCCCACAAUUCAUAUUGUUAGGAUUUUGUGAAGUAUUUACCAUUGUUGGACACAUUGAAUUCUACAACAGUGAAUCGCUGGAGAGAAUGAGAAGCAUAGGUAGCAUAGGUCAUGCAGGUUACCGGUUCUUGAAAGCAAAAAUUGAAGCAAUAUAA